AUGAAGCUAUCUGCUGCUCUUGCAGGGUUUUCCGUUUUGGCAUCUAUUCUUGCCUUUCCGGCACCUUAUCAAAACUCUACUACGCUUUCUGUGAGAAUUCUCAAGCUGUUACUCACUGGCUUUGCUCGGGUCACUGCCACUCCAUCGUCGGCCAUCACCACUGGCAGUUCUGUUAGUAGCCCCAGUGCUGUGAUCACCGGAAUUCCUCAUGUCACCACCACUCCUAUGGUCAACGUUACUGUCCCUCCUCUGAUCCACCCCAACGGCACUUCUAUUAUAAGCAUCAGUCCUGUGGUCAACGGCACGGGUCAUGGAAACACUACUGCCCACUGCGAUCUUAAGAACCCCAAGACUUGGGGCCCUCCCUUUGGCCCUGGAUGUAAGAUUCCUCCCGGUUGGGUCAAGAAUGGUCGUCCUGACGCUCCUGCCCAUGGAUGGUACCGCAACCAUCCCCGUCGGUUCCUGCCUAUUGGACGAAUCAUGGAAGUGUGA
This is a messenger RNA of Talaromyces rugulosus, 492 nucleotides long. RefSeq lists its product as uncharacterized. The transcript is spliced from 2 exons. The coding region runs from base 1 to 492 and encodes 163 amino acids. NCBI's taxonomy places the organism in Eukaryota, Fungi, Ascomycota, Eurotiomycetes, Eurotiales, Trichocomaceae. The record is from RefSeq and is a predicted model, not a curated record.